Molecule: messenger RNA, 1224 nt
Organism: Rhizophagus irregularis DAOM 181602=DAOM 197198
Lineage: Eukaryota; Fungi; Glomeromycota; Glomeromycetes; Glomerales; Glomeraceae
Molecular function (GO): protein binding; DNA binding
Source: RefSeq, a predicted model, not a curated record
GCUGUUCAAUGGUAUCAAAAAGAUGCAGAAAAUGGAAAUGUUUUUGCACAGUAUUUUUUAGGUAAAUGUUAUGAAAAUGGAGAUGGUUUUGAAAAAGAUGAAUAUAAAGCAUUCGAAUGGUAUAAAAAAUCAGCUGAAAAAGAGUACAGUAAAGCACAAUGUAGACUUGGAUUUUUUUAUAAAAAUGGUGUUGGUACAGAAAAAGAUUUAGAAGAAGCCUUUAAUUGGUAUCAAAAAGCAGCAGAAAAUGGAUGUAAAGAAGCACAAUAUAAUUUAGGAUUAUGUUAUAUAAAUGGAGAUGGUAUUGAAAAAGAUGUAAAUGAAGCACUUAAAUGGUAUAAAAAAUCAGCUGAACAAGAACAUAAUGAAAAACAAAACAAACUUGGAUAUUUUUAUAAUUAUGGUAUAGGAACGGAUGAACAUUCAAAAGCUUUUUAUUGGAAUCAAAAAGCUGUAGAAAAUGGGGAUGAAAAAGCACAAUAUAAUCUUGCUUUAUGUUAUGAAUAUGGAGAUGGUAUUGAAAAAGAUGAAGCUAAAGCACUUGAAUGGUAUAAAAAAUCGGCGGAACAAGGAUAUACUGAUGCACAAGAUAGUUUAGGAACUUGUUAUAGGAAUGGUAUUGGUACAGAAAAAGAUUUAGAAAAAGCCUUUUAUUGGUAUCAAAAAGCGGCAGAAAAUAAUGAAUGUAAAGAAGCACAAUAUAAUUUGGCUGUAUGUUAUGAAAAUGGAAUUGGUGUUGAAAAGGAUGAAGUUAAAGCAUUUGAAUUGUAUAAAAAAUUAACAGAAGAAGAAUAUAGUAAAGCGCAAAACAAACUUGGUUAUCUAUAUGAAAAUGGUAUAGGUAUAGAAAAAGAUUUAGAAGCAGCUUUUUGUUGGUAUCAAAAAGCAGCAGAAAAUGAAAAUAAAUUUGCACAAUAUAAUUUGGGAGCAUGUUAUGAAGAUGGGGUUGGUGUUGAAGAAAAUAAAGUUAAAGCACUUGAAUGGUAUAAAAAAUCAGCUAUACAAGAAUAUAGUAAAGCGCAAUCUCAAGUUGGCUCCUUUUAUAAAAAUGGUAUAGGUACAGAAAAGAAUUUAAAAGAAGCUUUUUAUUGGUAUGAAAGAGCAGCAAAAUAUGGUGACAAAUACGCACAAUAUAAUUUAGGUGUAUGUUAUGAAGUUGGAAUUGGUGUUAAAAAAGAUGAAGUUAAAGCGUUUAAAUGGUAUAAAAAAUCAGCUAAACAAGGA